GCAUCCACCUUUUGAGACGGCAAGGAGCUCUGUUAAUGCAAGUACAGCAGCAAUUGGCAUGGAUGUGUCCUCAUCCAAGAGAUUUCUUCGAUAGGCAGCAAUUACAUCAAAUGGUGGAGACUGAGAAGGUUCUAGGCCCGCUCUGAUAGCGUUAUCAAGCAUUUUUGAGGGAUUUUUGGUUCGUUGUGCUGGUCACUGUGGAGUGGGUUGAUAAUAAAAUUACACUGUUCCAUGGCCGGAUGUGGCAAUGCGGACGGAUAUGUCCUUGUGCAAAUCCCCCUCGGCUUGACCACCCUCAUGAAGUCUUCUCAUUUGUCCUCUCAAUGGCUAUUCAAGGGUGAACAUGUUGGAAAAACUCCUUCAGUAGCUCUCGAUGGCAAAUCCGUCUCUGAUGAGCUCGUCUUAAGGAAUCAAGGGAUCGAAUUCUUAUCUCGUGUUAGCUUGCAAUUGAAGCUUACGGUCCCAGUUAUCUCCACCGCAGCAGUAUACUUCCACCGCUUCUAUAUGCGAUACUCGAUCAAUGGCCACAUUAUCUACGACACCGCUGGCGCAUGUAUAUUCCUCGCGUGUAAGACGGAGGAGACCGGGCGAAAGCUCAGGGAUGUUGCAAUCGUCUGCCAUGCGAAGGCCAGCGGUUUACCACCCACAACAGACGAGCAAGAUCCGAAUGUCACCAAGUGGAUGAAACGUAUCACGCAAUAUGAAGAGCUCCUCCUCGAGGCCUUGUGUUUUGAUAUGACGGUCGAGCACCCUCACACCGCGUUAUUGACAGCAGCCAAAGUGCUUCAUCCUUCAGAAGAACUUCUUGCGUAUUCCUGGAGCAUCAUAAAUGACACCUAUCGGACCCCUCUCUGCGUUUUGUACUCACACAAUGUCAUAGCUUGCGCGUGCUACUUAUUAGCGCAUUAUUGGAUGGAUCCUGCAGUGCCCCUGGGUGAGGUUCUGGAGACUCGCUCAGCUGUAGUGAUAAAUUCUGGCAAUCCAAUCCUUUCGAACAAGUUACUGCCGAGUUCUUGCCCGAACCCCCUUUCAGUUUCCGCAAGUCCGACUCACCCCCACCAGAGGACUCAAAUGACGGAGCUAGCCCACCCCUCAUAAUCACUACCCUUUCCCCACCAAAAUCCCCUCAACUGGGGGAAAACUCUCAGUGACACGCACACAGAUGCAUCUUUCAUCAACAUCAAGCAUCGGGCAACAAAUCAUUGUUGUAGUUAAUCGCUGUCACUAAAAUGGAUCCGAUCCUCGACUUCCUCGACUU
Messenger RNA from Cantharellus anzutake, 1258 nucleotides. Its product is annotated as cyclin-like protein. Gene Ontology annotation, biological process: regulation of transcription by RNA polymerase II; positive regulation of DNA-templated transcription, elongation. Lineage: Eukaryota; Fungi; Basidiomycota; Agaricomycetes; Cantharellales; Hydnaceae. The record is from RefSeq and is a predicted model, not a curated record. The coding region runs from base 232 to 1098 and encodes 288 amino acids. Gene Ontology annotation, cellular component: cyclin/CDK positive transcription elongation factor complex; nucleus. Gene Ontology annotation, molecular function: cyclin-dependent protein serine/threonine kinase activator activity. The transcript is spliced from 7 exons.